Molecule: messenger RNA, 4909 nt
Organism: Nycticebus coucang (slow loris)
Lineage: Eukaryota; Metazoa; Chordata; Mammalia; Primates; Lorisidae
Gene: GPR12
Product: G protein-coupled receptor 12
Exons: 2
Coding region: 215-1219 (334 amino acids)
Biological process (GO): G protein-coupled receptor signaling pathway
Cellular component (GO): membrane
Molecular function (GO): G protein-coupled receptor activity
Source: RefSeq, a predicted model, not a curated record
CGGGCGCAAGUCGAGCCCGCUGCUCACCUGCCGCUGCGCGGCUCACCUGCUGCGGAGCGCGCGCCCCGCGCCCUCCCUGCAGGCUCCGGAGCCCGAUCGCCGCCCUUUGCAGCUGCGGGCACCGGCGGCGACAUGCGACAAGAGUAGCCCGCAAGAUUUGGGAGCACCAGAGGAGCCCCCUCCGCCUGAGAGCGCCAAGAGGACAGGGGUUAAAAUGAAUGAAGACCUGAAGGUCAAUUUAAGCGGGCUGCCUCGGGACUAUUUAGAUGCCGCUGCCGCGGAGAACGUCUCGGCUGCUGUCUCCAACCAGGUUCCCGUGGUAGAGCCAGAGCCUGAGCUGGUAGUCAACCCCUGGGACAUUGUCUUGUGUACCUCGGGGACCCUCAUCUCCUGUGAAAAUGCCAUUGUGGUCCUCAUCAUCUUCCACAACCCCAGCCUGCGAGCACCCAUGUUCCUGCUGAUAGGCAGCCUGGCUCUUGCAGACCUGCUGGCCGGCAUCGGCCUCAUCAUCAAUUUUGUUUUUGCCUACCUGCUUCAGUCGGAAGCCACCAAGCUGGUCACGAUCGGCCUCAUUGUAGCCUCUUUCUCUGCCUCUGUCUGCAGCUUGCUGGCCAUCACUGUUGACCGCUACCUCUCGCUGUAUUACGCCCUGACGUACCAUUCGGAGAGGACGGUCACGUUUACCUAUGUCAUGCUGGUCUUGCUCUGGGGGACCUCCAUCUGCCUGGGGCUGCUGCCCGUGCUGGGCUGGAACUGCCUCCGGGACGAGUCCACCUGCAGCGUGGUCAGACCGCUCACCAAGAACAACACCGCCAUCCUCUCGGUCUCCUUCCUCUUCAUGUUCGCGCUCAUGCUUCAGCUCUACAUCCAGAUCUGUAAGAUCGUGAUGCGUCACGCCCAUCAGAUAGAGCUGCAGCACCACUUCCUGGCCACGUCGCACUACGUGACCACCCGCAAAGGGGUCUCCACCCUCGCCAUCAUCCUGGGGACCUUUGCUGCCUGCUGGAUGCCUUUCACCCUCUAUUCCUUGAUAGCAGAUUACACCUACCCUUCCAUCUACACCUACGCCACCCUGCUGCCCGCCACCUACAACUCCAUCAUCAACCCUAUCAUAUAUGCUUUCAGAAACCAAGAGAUCCAGAAAGCCCUCUGCCUCAUUUGCUGCGGCUGCAUUCCGUCCAGCCUCACCCAGAGAGCACGGUCACCCAGCGACGUGUAGCCGUGCCCGGCCCAGAGGACCCUGCAUUUACCCAGCACUCCCACUGCCGGCCGAGGACUGAGAUGCUUCCCUUGAAUUCUUUGCACUGGAUUCUGUGUCAAGCCACAGGAGCACUUAGCAUUCAUGACGCAAUGACACCAUUUAGACAAGUUAAGUGAUUGAAGUGAAAAUAAUGUGACCAGUGUUUUCAUCAUUUAAAAAAAUUGAGUUUUUUUUGCUUACUAUUAUUUUGUUGUGUUUGGGGUAGAGGGUUUUGCUUUAUAUUUGUUUGGAGGUUGUUGGUGGGUGGGAAAAGAAGGGAUGUGAGAUGACCACAAUGUUAUUAAAAGUAAAUGAGUCCCAGAGUUUUUACCUGGACUUUAAAAUAAAUCUGAGUUAUGGAGGAAAAUUGAGAAAGAAUUACUUUUUCCAGACGUCUUUUUUUUUUUUUUAGUGAAGAUAGAACUUCAAUGCUGCAUGUAUAUAACAGAACAUGAUCCCUUUCAAGCCAACAAUAAUAGUUUACAUAAUUAUGUUUGGAAGGGACCUGAUUUUGUUAACAUGAACUCAGUCAUAAGGCACCAAUCCUGAAAUCAUGAACCCAUCCUUAUUCAUUCUUUCUUUCCUUUCAGCAAUUACUGUUCAUAAGGAUUAUUUUGAUACUUCUGUAAAUGGUACAAUUCCUUCUGCAUGGUUGCCUGUGUUAGCUUGACCACUAGUUUCAAAUGUUGCCGGGUAAAUCCAGAAUCAAAAGAGUCAUUUUUCAAUAUAGUUCUUCAAUAUGUCCUUUCUAAAAUGAAUCAUGAAAUAUGUUUUGAAUUUCAUAUGAACUAGGAUUGAUUAGAUCCACCAUUAUAGUUUCUUAAGCUACAGCCUGAUUGUUUUCAGGAAGUAAAAGGAAAAAAAAAUGUUAAUAAUAGCUAUUAAAAUUGGUUAAAUUUAUUUUAGUAUAUUCUGAAAAAUAAAUGUGAAGCUAUCAUGAAAUAUGAAAGCAUUACCUUUACUAUCUCUAUCUGAGAAUGUAUUAAUAGGCAUUCCUGAUUGAGACAAUUAGAAUUAAAUAUUAUAGACCAGCGGUUCUCAACCUGUGGGUCACAACCUACAGGAACUGUAUUAAAGGGCCGCGGCAUUAGGAAGGUUGAGAACCACCAUUAUAGACCAAGUUUUUCUGGUUCAUAUUGUCUGUGGUGCAAAAUGCAUUUGAAACAGGUGGUCCUCUAUUUUAAUGAGAUGUGUAAGUGCAUAACAUACCUACAUGACUGUGAUUUAUGUCAGCUGUACCCUGUAAGGCGACAAGCAGAAUGACUGUGUGGCUAUUCAUGAAAAGUUAAGUUUGGAAACCUUUUCCUACUUUUCACCAAAAAAAAAAAAAAAAUUAAACGCAAUAAAAACUGUAUUGCUUGUUUUUCAGAGAACAAGAACUUAGUCAGGAAACAACAAAGAAUUCAUUUUAAACUUACUGUAACACCAGUGUGUCUGAGUGUCACUUCUGUUAGUAUAGACAGAUGUAAACACAGAUUUCUUCCCUCCACCUGCAAUGGAUUUAUAGUUGUAUCUAUAUAACCAGUGGAAGAAUUUCUUGGCCAGUACAUCAACUUAGCCUAUUCAGAUGGCAGCAAGAUCAGUAUUUCUGGGUCCUUGGAGAAUCAUUUGUAAUAAAUUAACCUCAUUGGCUUGUCUCAGAUGUUAUGCCCACAAUGGUCUCAGACCAUUCUGAUAGCCUGCACACUGAAGCCAUCUCUCCAAAGCCUCUUCUAAUGUAGCACAAGUGUGAAUAAAUCCUCUACUUGAAUCUCUGUCUCCUCUCUGAGGUUACUUAUGGAAGCAAGAGAGGGACUGAAAUAUUUAAGAAGUAGGAAAGAAUGUUCAAUAUGUUUCACUGUAUGAGCAAAUGAGUCAAGUUGAUGCCUUUAAAACAUUUCUUUUGAACAUUUUGUGGAGUUGGAAGAUUGAGUUUGAUGAGUCUAUUCUAAAUCACUUAGAAUUUAAUAACAUUUCUAUGGGACAAUUUACAAAGGUAAGUUGGUUUGGGCAUGGGCUGCAAAAUAUCCAUAAUGAGGUUGUAAAGCAAUAAAUGAUGUUUUUGUGAAAAAAUGGUGAUUCUUAUUUGCAUAUCUCUGCUAGUAAGAAUUCAGAUGACAAAAUAUGUACUAUUAUUGAUCACAGUGUAUGCUAGGCCUCGUGCUGGGUGCUUUACCUGGUAUUUUACUAUCGUCACAAAAACAUAUUUUUUUCAAGCAAAAAAACUAAGGCAGAGAAGCUAAGGAAUUCAUCCAAGGCCACAGAACCACAAGUGUAGAAUCAGAAUUUGAAGCCACGUUUUCUAAAGUCUAUGUCUUACCCCUUCCCUGUACUGCGUGAUCUUUCACCCUCAUAGGUAAAACUGAUAUUUUACAUGUUCUUAUCACAAAGUUUUGAUUCUACAAUUAAGACACAGAAGUUUCUGUUUAAAAUGACAUGUGGAAUGACUAUAACAUGCCCCUCCCCACUGGUAGCAGGUCUGUUCUUACCAUGCUCUUUACAUGGGUAUGGAAUGGUCUUGUAAAUGCUAGCUAAAACACUUGUUGUAACACUAAUUAAAACAUUAGUUAUAACACUAGCUAUAACACUUGGGUUGCUUUUGGCCGGUGUUCUUAAAACAUCUGAUUUUAGCUAAGAGAUUUUUCAAUGCAGCUAUAUCGUUUAAUUUUUGAAGAUUGUUAAAUGGUUUGUGGUUUUCGACAAGGCUUCUUUUUUUAUGCAGUUAACUUACUUUACAAUGUGCACCUAUCUCAAAAUAUAGGUAAAUAUGUGUGUAUACAUAUAUUCAAUAACAUUAAUUUUGCAACAGAAUCAAAUAUAUUAUGGAAAACAAUGCUUCCAACAGUCCUGAGUAGCAGGUAACCUUUAUACUCCCUGUAAUGAAAAUUUCUAACUACUAAAGAAUUUAUAUUAGUUCCAGUAAAAACAGUUAUCCUUGUAACUAAGACAGUUCAGUUAUCUUACCAGAAUCCACAAGUUAGGUAAGACUACUUACCUAGGUUAUGACUAUUGGGGUUUUGUUUCCUUUUAUCCCUUUACCUCUGUCUUUGUAUGGCACGUAGAGGGAGAGAAGGGUGCAGUUAGAGCCCCUCCUUCCCUGGAGGCCUAAAUUAAAGAGCCAAGUUGCACAGUGGAGGAUUUCUUAGUUGACUUGUCAUGCAGAAACAGUCUUAGAUUGCCCCCAGAUUUAAAGCAGGUUUGAAACAAGAUGUUUAAAGGAGCAGAUGAUGUAUACAGAUAUUCAGUGCCAAUAAAAGUAUCUUGGAGACUUCUUAAACUUUUUUUAAAAAAAUAUGCUUAAUCCAUUAUCAAAAUAAUGAUUGCCUUUCUUUCAUGGUAAUAUAUGCAUCAUAUAAAGUUAGGAUGACUUGCCAUUUCAGAUUUAAAAUAUAUACAGAGGGUGCCAAAAAAUGUAUACACAUUUUGAGAGAUGUUAUCUAUGUAUUAGUUUCUGAAAAUGAAUUGAAAGUACCAUUACUGGUCCAGAAUUGAAAGUACCAAUACUGCUAUGCACAUCCAUUUUACUUGCAAUUCGUACACUUUUGGGAAAUGAUAGAUUUUGCUUCCAACAAGAUCUCUUUAAAUGUGUAUACUUCUGGCACCCCCUGAAUUACUAAGUGACUUCAAUGACAUUGUUUUGAAGAACAUUUAAAUUUCUACCUUGAUUGUAUGCCUGGUGUAAUAAACAGA